AACCACGAGCGCUGCGGAGCCAUAAAUCGCGAGGAGAAAGAGGAAAAGACCGAAAAGAGGAAAAGACUGUGCGAGGGGAGCGUGCUGCGAAAUAGUAGUAGUAGUACAUCCUCUCUCUCUCUCUCCCUGGCGCGCUUGCCAUCCACACCACACCAAAGCCAAAGCCAAGAACAACUCAGAGGCCGAAGAGAGAGGCAGAGACCACAAGAAAAAGGAGAAAUCAUGGAGCCGAUUUGCUGUGGAGAUUCGGGCGUGUGAUCCGGUCGGAUCUUGCUUUCCUGGGAGGCGAUGGUGCUGUGAUGUGGCGUGCCAUGGUGCUCACCUAUAUCCUCCUCCCUGCUGCCCCGGAGAUGCCGCAUUAGCCACCAAGCAACAGCUCCACCACCGCACCUCCGUUCCCGCGGCCACAAGGAAGAAGGGGAGAGAGAGGCUCUGUGGAUUCGUUCCGUUUCUAGCUCUUGUCACACCAUGACGGUGGUUGAUGCUGAGUCCCGGUUCCAUGUUCUCGCGGUGGAUGACAGCCUCAUCGACAGGAAGCUCAUCGAGAUGCUGCUCAAGAACUCAUCCUACCAAGUGACUACUGUCGAUUCUGGUAGUAAGGCCUUGGAGGUGUUAGGAUUGAAGGAUGAAGGGGAAGACUCAUCAUCGCCUUCCUCCUCCUCCCCUGACCAUCAGGAAAUCGAUGUGAAUCUGAUCAUCACUGACUACUGCAUGCCUGGCAUGACAGGGUAUGAUCUGCUGAAGAGGGUGAAGGGGUCCUCCUCAUUGAAGGACAUUCCGGUGGUGAUAAUGUCUUCUGAGAAUGUGCCUGCCAGGAUCAACAGGUGCUUGGAAGAUGGUGCAGAGGAGUUCUUCCUGAAACCUGUCAAGCUCGCUGACAUGAAGAAGCUCAAGUCUCAUCUGCUGAAAAGGAAGCAGCCCAAGUCUCAGCCACAGCCACAGAUACAGCCGGAGGCUGAACAACCUGAGCAACCGGCGCACAAGCCGGAGGAAGCAGUAGCAGAAGUGACUGCUGAUGGAACAAUCAACGACUGCAAUGUCAGCAGCGGUAACAAGAGGAAGGCGGCGGCGGCAAUGGAGCAGGAGGGGCUGUCGUCGCCGGAGAAGACGAAGCCAAGACUGUCCAGUAGCAGCUUGGCAGUGGAGACCUGAUACCGAAUUAAUUAAUUAUUAAUCCCCCCCCCCCUCACUAAGUAUUUUUCUUCUUUCUUUUGCUGGUUCUUUUGGGGGUUAAUCAUGGAGUGAAGCGUUAGCUCCUGGGUGUUUAGCUCUAAGUGAAAACAAUUGCAUACCUAUAUGUCCUGCUUUGGUCCACAAAUUUUGUUGUGCUCGGGAACACCCAUGGUGGUCGUCAGAAAGAAAUGGGGAAACAAAUUGUAGAUAAAGAAGGCUGCGCCUUGGAUGCUUUUGUUUAGGUUAAUUUUAACUUUGUGGCUUAUUAUGCUACUGACUAGAUCAAACUUGUGAUGGCUGUUGCACAGAUAGAUGGAUCAAUCGGUCUUCGCUGUUGAUGCUGUAUUGGUUCAUUUCUUCCA
This is a messenger RNA of Phragmites australis (common reed), 1535 nucleotides long. Its product is annotated as two-component response regulator ORR4-like. Bases 469 to 1152 code for a protein of 227 amino acids. The record is from RefSeq and is a predicted model, not a curated record. Gene Ontology annotation, biological process: cytokinin-activated signaling pathway; phosphorelay signal transduction system. The transcript has 5 exons. NCBI's taxonomy places the organism in Eukaryota, Viridiplantae, Streptophyta, Magnoliopsida, Poales, Poaceae.